GCCAUAUCUUUAUUAGCAGAAAGACCAGCGCCACGGUACGUUGGUACGACUAUAAAAGAUUUUAGACUUUAGACCAUCGAAAGAGUAAUGUUCAGUUUCUCAACGGAUUAGCUAUCGCGUUGACUGUCGUCUCGUGCAUCUCUCACAAUCAGAAUUUGACGCGGUCCCGAUAUACCGUCCCGAUAACGAAAGAGAAUUGCAAAGAAUGGCAGAUACACCGACCGUAUUCCGUUUUACUAACAACAACGAUCACUUGACUUUCAAUCAGCGCUUAUUCUACGAGAAAAAUGGAUUUUUAAUCAUUCCCGAUCUUAUACCGCAACGUAUAUUGGACAAGUGUUCGAAGAGAUACGACGACAUCAUUUCCCGAAAUAUCGAUCCAGGACUCAUCACGAUUAUGAAGGACGUAGUCGAUAGGAAAUUGGUCAAUAAGAUACAAAACAUUAAUCACGAUCAAGUAUUUCAAGAAUAUUUCGAAUAUGACAAGUUGUUGGAUAUCGUCGAGUGUUUCACGGGCCCCAAUAUAAUGGCCAUGCAUAGUAUGUUAAUAGCGAAACCGCCGGACGCAGGAUACGGUUCGAGCUCACAUCCACCGCACCAGGACCUUUAUUAUUUCCCUUUUCGGCCGGCCGACAAGGUCGUAGCAACUUGGACCGCAAUAGAGCCGUGUAAUCGUUCGAACGGUUGCCUUUACGUUAUUCCCGGAACUCAUGGACUCGAUAAACUCUACGAGCACAAUUAUCCUCCUGGCUCGAAACCGAAUACAGUAAACAAGUUUUAUUACGGUAUUUUGGAUUUACCACCCAUGGACGACAGAUCCUAUAUCGCAAUGAAACCCGGCGACACAGUCUUCUUCCAUCCUUUGCUCAUACACGGAUCCGGCAUUAAUCGAUCCAACGGAUCGAGAAAGGCCAUUUCUUGCCAUUACGCCUCCUCCGACUGUUAUUACAUCGAGGCUAAAACUCCAAUGGAAACACGAAAUCAAAAUGAGAUUCUGACGGCUUUCAAAAAACGAUUCCCUAAUACGAAUGUAACGUAUGAGGAUAUUUGGAGACUCAAAUCCAAGCUUGUGCGCGGCGCUCGAUCCUCUUUGUAGACCUCCCUCUCGUUCACAUUUCUGCGGUAACUAUUUUGUAAAAUAAUAAUAAUAAUAAUAAUAAUAAUAAAGAUGAUUAGUUUUCAAAGAUGACAACAGGAAAGGAAAUUUGCCCUGUCGAGGGUAAUUGAUUGCACGACAGAAGAAGAUGUAACGACAACACCGUCGUUGUCGCGAUUAUUAUUCAGUGACUUGAUAUCACGACGAUGUCGUUGAUGAUUAUAAGGUGGUUGAAGAGUGUAACAAUGUUUCGAAUGAGGAUCUUUAUAGGUAUUCUCAUGUCGCACGCUAGCACUGGAUGUACGACAGGCGGCGAGGCAGGUUUGAAAUCGAUCCAUAUUGCGAAGACGCACCUUUACCGUAUCUUCUUCCUUUAUUCUCGGAAGAUUUUUACCACUCUCUACGGUAUCCUUCUUUCCCUUUAUAUGCUGUUAACAUAAUAAUAAUAAUAAUAAUAAUAAUAAUAGUAAUGGUAAUAAUAAUAGGAGCGUACCUUAGACUUAAUUACUUAGAAUAAAUAGGAAGAGAUUAAGGGGAUAAUACCUUGGCAGGAUGUAAACAGCAGGAAACGCAGUAUUCGUAAAUAGCACAGCAUCCUUGAGCGUUGCACGUUUUACAACUGUAUCUCUCCUUAAGGGCCGUAACCGUGGCCUCUUCCGCUUUAUACGAUUGCUUCUGUUCCCUGCUACAGCAACCAUUGGACAAAAGUUCGUGCCUGGCGCAUACCACUCCGUGCUCGUCGACUAUCAAUACUUUGCCCUAAAAAAAUAAUUUCAUCCUUUCUUGCUUUUAUAAAGGUAAGACGCCUUUCGAGCGUGUAAUAUGUCCACAACAAUAUACCUGUACAGAAUUGCGGCAUGGUCGAUUGGACGUAUCGGUGUCAUUUAAGUUAGACGGCGAAUCUAUACCUAAGCCAUUUUCAUUGGUUCCUACUUCGUUUGGAACAUCCAUCCCCCAAGAUUCACGUGGUUUACCAGAUGCUUUAAGUUGUUGUAACGGAACGUCGUCGUCAGAAAUCAUAUCGUCGUUGUUGUUGUCAUUCAUUAUCAAUCCCUCCAUAUCGUCGAGAUCGCUAUCCAAUUCUAUCGAUCUACUCUGUAAUAAAUAUUAUUAUUUUAAUCGA
Molecule: messenger RNA, 2219 nt
Organism: Vespa velutina
Lineage: Eukaryota; Metazoa; Arthropoda; Insecta; Hymenoptera; Vespidae
Product: phytanoyl-CoA dioxygenase, peroxisomal-like
Exons: 6
Coding region: 206-1096 (296 amino acids)
Biological process (GO): fatty acid alpha-oxidation
Molecular function (GO): phytanoyl-CoA dioxygenase activity
Source: RefSeq, a predicted model, not a curated record